CGGCAAUGCAGUUACUAUGCAAGCUCAGAGGACUACUCCAGCUGAUAUGCAAUGCAAUGAUAAAUUUUUAAUUCAGAGCACUAUUGUGCCCCAUGAGAAGAUGGAAGACACAAUUAUUUCUGAAAUGUUCAUGAAGUAUAAAGCAAAGUACAUCCAUGAGAACAAGCUAAAGGUCCUUCUAAUCAGCCCUCCAGAGUCUCCGGUUUGGCAGCCAGUUAAUGGAGUCCUGAAGGAAUACUUUCCUGACAACUCGUCAACUUUGAAUGAAAAGUUGCAGAUUGGAGUUGAAAAUCUUCCUCCACCCCAUGAGGUAACAGAAAUGAUGGGUUUGGUGAUUAUUCAACCUCUUGAUCUCAAAUUCACAUUUGAGUUGCGGAAGCAAAGCUCCUGCUCUGUUACUCUAACCAACACCACAGCUCAAUGUGUAGCAUUUAAGGUGAAAACAACACCACCUAAAAAAUACUGUAUCAGACCUAAUAUAGGCAUCAUCAAGCCAAACUCAACAAUUAAUUUGAUAGUUACUAUGCAAGCUCAGAGGACUACUCCAGCUGAUAUGCAAUGCAAGGAUAAAUUUUUAAUUCAGAGCACUAUUGUGCCCCACGAGAAGAUGGAAGUUCGUGAAGGAUAAAGGAAAGUACAUCCAAGAGAACAAGCUAAGGAUCUUUCUGAUCAGUCCUCCAGAGUCUCUGGUUUGGCAGCCAGUUAAUGGUGUCCUGAAGGAAGACUCUCCUGACAAGUCUUCAACUUUGAAAAAAAAGUUGCAGAUUGGAGUUGAAAAUC
Cuscuta epithymum is the source of this 780-nucleotide messenger RNA. The record is from the annotation of a GenBank genome assembly. NCBI's taxonomy places the organism in Eukaryota, Viridiplantae, Streptophyta, Magnoliopsida, Solanales, Convolvulaceae.